Rhipicephalus sanguineus (brown dog tick) is the source of this 731-nucleotide messenger RNA. Its product is annotated as myosin regulatory light polypeptide 9. The record is from RefSeq and is a predicted model, not a curated record. Gene Ontology annotation, biological process: post-embryonic development; locomotion. Gene Ontology annotation, molecular function: calcium ion binding; myosin heavy chain binding. The transcript is spliced from 7 exons. NCBI's taxonomy places the organism in Eukaryota, Metazoa, Arthropoda, Arachnida, Ixodida, Ixodidae. Gene Ontology annotation, cellular component: cytoplasm; myosin II complex. Bases 1 to 567 code for a protein of 188 amino acids.
AUGUCGACGACGGUGACGAAAACGGCUGAUGAACGCUACGACACGGUCGAGGAUGUUUCUAAGCGAGGAAAGAGCGACUCCACCAAGAGGCGCGCCCAGCGGGCCACUUCCAACGUGUUCGCCAUGUUCGAACAGAACCAGAUCGCCGAGUUCAAAGAGGCAUUCCAGAUGAUCGACUCCAACAAGGACGGCUUUGUCUGCAAGAACGACUUGCGAGCUACCUGGGACUCACUCGGAAGGAUCAUCCCUGAGAAGGACCUGGACGGCAUGAUCGCCGAGGCCACUGGCCCCAUCAACUUCACCAUGUUCCUCACCAUCUUUGGCGAACGUGUGUCGGGGACCGAUCCGGAAGACGUCAUCAGGAACGCCUUCAAGACAUUCGACAAAACUGGCAGUGGAAAGAUCAGCGAGAAGGAGUUGAAGAGGGCACUCAUGACUUGGGGAGAAAAGUUCCAAGAGUCGGAGGUGGACGAGGUGCUGAAGGAGGCGCCCAUCGACCGGGACGGCAACAUCGACAUCAACUCGUACGUGAAGAUCAUCUGCGGCGGCACGGACGACGAGGAAUAAGUCGUCGUGCUCCGAGACCCGUCCCCGCCAUCGCCUCCGCUGCUCGAACGCCGCAUCCGAAGCUCCGGCUGAGGCCGCUUCUCAGCAAGAGCGGAGGAGGCCUCGCGCUGGGCGCGGGUGGCGAUGCACGCUUCUUCUGCAAUACACGCGGCCGCACAUGGUGC